AUGGCGCCGGAGCCGGCCGCGGGGCUACCCGAAGACGUCCUCGCGGAGGUCCUAGGGCGCCUCCCGCCGCUCGUCCUGGCCGCGUCCCGGCGGGUCUGCAGGGCGUGGCGCGACGCCAUCGACGCCCGCCUGCGCGGCCACCUGCUCUCGCGCUCGGUGCGCGGGAUCUUCAUCAAGUUCAUCGGCCAUUGCUUCUCGGAUUUCUUCUCCCGUCCCUCCACGGGGCCGGCGAUCUGCGGAGGGCUCGACUUCCUGCCCAGCGAAGGCGUCAAGGUCACGGAUCACUGCAACGGGCUCCUGCUCUGCGGCGAUCGGGAGCGUGACUACGUCGUCAACCCGGCCACGCGGCGGUGGGCGCGCCUGCCCCGACGCCCUCCACCGCAGAUGCCGGGGUUCGGCCACAGCGCCUACCUCGCGUUCGAUCCCGCCGUGUCGCCACACUACCAGGUUUUCAUGAUCCCACGCCUGCCAGGCGCCAGCGAAUCGAAUGACAACGCCUUGCUUGAAUCGGAGUGGCCUCCCGCGUCCUACGUGCUGCAUGUGUUAUCGUCGACGGCCGGCCAGUGGGAAGAGGAGACCUUUCUUCGGGAAGGGGAGGCCGCGGGGAUCGUCGCAGACAUGGAUUCCGAUCUAUGGUACGAUCGAUAUCAUGCCGUCUACUGGCGAAGCACGCUCUACAUCCAUUGCCAGCAUGGCUAUAUUACAAGAAUGUCCUUGUCAGAUCACACAUACAAAGUAAUUAGACUACCGGCUGCCGAUGAGUUGAGAGGAUAUCCCAACUACUAUUUGGGGAGAUCGCUGAAAGGGGUCUAUUGCACAAAAGAUAAUUUAUGGAACGGGCUUCAGCUUUGGCACCUCGAUGAAUCACGCCACCAAACAGAAUGGGUGUUAAAGCAUGACAUCGAUCUCACCACUUUUGCGCGCAAUCUCUACGCGUUUGACUAUCGUAAGAGGUAUGGGGAGGAUCGUGCUCAAAAAAUAGGCGGACCAUGGAUCCUACAGGACGUUAACUAUCGUAAGGGCACGGAGGAAUAUCGUAGCCCUUAUUACAGAGCACCACUGGAAGAAAAAUAUGACUGGAACUCUGACGAGGAUAACUUUCUCGACAUCGAAGAUGUUGUUCAAGGAGGAUAUAGUGGAGAUUAUCGUUUCCUUGGGUUUCACCCUUAUAAGGAGAUUGUCUAUCUGGAAUUAUGCAUGGGAAGAGGAGUGGCCUAUGACUGGAAUAGCUCAAAAUUUCAGGACUUGGGCUGUAUAGAACCAAGAGACCACCAUUACGUCGAAGAAGGGAUAACCGCAUCUUUCCCGUACACGCCUUGUUGGAUGGGCGAGUUUCCUGGAAACGAAUUGGAAUCUCUACUUGAAGACGAGGCGAUAGCUAGAAGAAAAUUGGAACGGGAAGCUCAGCUAGAAGAUCACUCCAACUUUAGCUUCGUGGACGAGUACGAGCUGCACAAGCUCCGUGGGCGCGCCAAGAGGGAAAAGGAUUCUGUCAGCAAAAUUCGUCGCAGACGCCGCGUCACAGCACGGUAGGAACCCACCUUCACCAACAUGAUGCUCAAGGCGCCCAAGUUCAACAUUGGCAAGGUAACCCAGGAGAUAGUCAACUUGCAUCGCUGGAUCUAGCCUACUUGAUUAGUUUUCUGGAAUCCAAAAUGAGCAGGUACGUGCAAAUAAUUUGGAAUACCAAGUUGAAGAUGUGCACAAAUCGGACAGCACAAUCAUGUUUGAGGCCAUGCACUUGCAACUUGUUGAUGCAAAACAAAGUUUUAGACCCUGUUCGUGUACCCUGUAUUUGCUUCGAACAAGACAACCAUGUCUACCAGUAAUUCUUUAGGACCGUGCGGUGUGCUUUAUUAUUUAUAUGUACAAAUGAAAAGUAAAUAGUGUGCAUGCCCACGAGGAGUUACUCGAGCAAUUUUUUACC
This is a messenger RNA of Lolium perenne, 1927 nucleotides long. RefSeq names its product putative F-box/kelch-repeat protein At1g15680. The record is from RefSeq and is a predicted model, not a curated record. Gene Ontology annotation, molecular function: protein binding. Lineage: Eukaryota; Viridiplantae; Streptophyta; Magnoliopsida; Poales; Poaceae.